AUGUCUGAGGAAAAUGUAGUAAAUGUAAAACAUCGUAUGUUACAAUUACUUUCUGAUGUGGACGAAGCUGAUAUGGAAACGAUUGAACAAUGGAUAUGUAAUCGAUCAUACAGAAAGGAUUUAGAACGUUUAAAAGCGUUGAAAAGUUCACAGAAAACACUCGUAAAAAUUGGUAAUUCAAUUAAGAAAAUUGUGCCAUUUGAAGCAGAGAUGCCAUCAGAAAUUAUAAAACCACCAACAGUUGGAAAUCAAGUAGAUUGCAAUGAAAUCAAUACAUGCCAUGUGGAUGAAUUCCUAUAUGAUGAUAAUGAAGUAGAAAAACUUAUUAAAAAAGGGAAACUAAAAAAAUACUAUUGUACAAACUGUAACCAUCGGGAUGUACAAGAAUUGAUAUACAUUUCACAUUCAAUGUCCUGUCAAGCUCUACAAUACAUAUUCAAAGUUUUGCUUCCAAGUGAUUUAGAAGAAAAGCAAAUUUUGGAUGUUGGUUCACGAUUAGGUGCAGUUUUAUAUGGUGCUUACUUUUUAUCGAAUGCUGGAACUAUCAUAGGUGUGGAAAUGAAUGAAGAAUGUUGUGAUGUUCAAAGGAGAAUCAUUGAACAGCAUACAAUGGACACUAACAGAAUAAAAGUAGUUCACUCUGAUAUAAUGGAAAGGAGUGAUCUUGUGACAAACUCCAAUAUUAUUGUAAUAAAUAUCUUAGAAUUCUUUGUUGACAAUGAAAAACAUAAGGAAAUGUGGUAUUUCUUCAAGAAAUAUAUUAAGAAAGGAAGUUAUCUUGUUUGUAACAGAUCUAUGACUGAUACAUUUGUAAAUUUAGAUAUAUUUGAAGAAUUCAUGAAUUGGUUGAGUGUUUGUAAACCACAUCAAAUAGAAAAUGAAAUACUUUUUGAUAUUGAGGAUUAUGAAGAUUUGUACUUGUAUACUGUUAAUUAA
Molecule: messenger RNA, 936 nt
Organism: Spodoptera littoralis (African cotton leafworm)
Lineage: Eukaryota; Metazoa; Arthropoda; Insecta; Lepidoptera; Noctuidae
Source: the annotation of a GenBank genome assembly